This is a messenger RNA of Phialemonium atrogriseum, 753 nucleotides long. RefSeq lists its product as uncharacterized. The record is from RefSeq and is a predicted model, not a curated record. NCBI's taxonomy places the organism in Eukaryota, Fungi, Ascomycota, Sordariomycetes, Cephalothecales, Cephalothecaceae. The transcript is spliced from 5 exons. Bases 1 to 753 code for a protein of 250 amino acids.
AUGGCGCCGGACGCUGAUAACAACGGCGACGACGAGGACCCCGCCGCCGCGGCCCUGCGGGACCCUCCCCGGCAGGCCGGGCGCACCUACAUAAGCCGUCGGACCCCGUGUGCCCACUGUGUCGUGCGCAUGGUCAAGUGGAAGCCCCAGUCCGACGCCGAGGUUACCAUCCCGGCGGUGGAACCAAAUGCACUGGUUGCCGUGGAGCUGAUCGUGCCUGUUGACACCGUAACAAUGCAGUCUCGCAGGCUUGGCCUCGUUGUCAAGGCGAUCGAGUCGUCGGGCUACGCCGAAAACAAGAAGGAGCUCGAGGCGGCCCAAGGUGCUGCGCGACAGGCCCUCCGGGCUGAGCAGGUGCAGAAGAAUAAGAGGGCCGAGAAGCGCAAGGCAUCGUACAAUGAUGCCGCUGCGGACAGGAAGAAUCAACGCAUCGCAUGGGAGCGUGCAGCCGAUGUCCUGGAGGCCCUCUUGGCUGAGAAGGAGCAGAAAAAUAAGACCGUCGAGAAGAGCAAGGUGACGGCCGAGGAUGUCGCUGCAAGCAAGGAACGUGAACUCCUUGCCUUGGAGCGUAUGGCUGAGGCCGCGGAGGCUUCCGCUCGGUCCCUGUCUGGGCUUCAGGCGGUUUCCGAGCAGCAGGCUGCGCAUGUCGCGCAGCUCGUGGAAUGCCAAAAGGAGUUUUCCUCUCGUUACACCGCCGCCGUGAGAGCCGUCCUCACGAGGCCGGUAAUGAUGAUGCUGCAAGCCCUGGGCUAA